Molecule: messenger RNA, 1278 nt
Organism: Pseudomassariella vexata
Lineage: Eukaryota; Fungi; Ascomycota; Sordariomycetes; Amphisphaeriales; Pseudomassariaceae
Product: FAD dependent oxidoreductase superfamily
Exons: 4
Coding region: 1-1278 (425 amino acids)
Cellular component (GO): cytoplasm
Molecular function (GO): oxidoreductase activity
Source: RefSeq, a predicted model, not a curated record
AUGACCCAAUUACCUGUCCCAGGCGCGACGACUCCCUUUUGGCGAACCGAACUCCACGACUUAGACAACAUAAGGACUACGGAAGAGUUACCGACUGAAUGUGAUAUAGUCGUAAUCGGUACUGGGUAUGCUGGGGUCAGCACGGUUUACCAUCUCCUUGAUGACAAUGAGGCGAAGCGGCCAUCUGUGGUUAUGCUGGAGGCCCGAGAAGCUUGCUCAGGGGCAUCAGGACGGAAUGGCGGUCAUAUCAAACCGGAUGUGUACUACAAUAUCCUCAAGUACACCAACAAGUACGGCGCCGAGGCCGCCGCGUCCUUCGCACUUUUUGAGGCGGCCAACGUGCUUGCCGUGAAGGAAAUGGUGGAAAAGGAGAAGAUCGAGUGUGAUUUCGUUCUGACGAGGGCGAUGGAUGCCUACCUAGACGUGGAGCAUGCCAAGGCAACAGAAGACAUAUAUCGUGAACUUCUCCGCAUGGGUGUUGCAGACCUCACGGAUAUCCAGUUUACCGGUGGGGAUGAGGCCGAAAAGAUAUCCGGUGUGAAGGGGGCCAAGUGCUGUUUCUCGUAUCCAGCUGCGGCCCUUUGGCCGUAUAAACUCGUCAUUGGACUUCUCUCAAAUCUGGUUGAGGAAGGCGUCAACGUCCAGACAUAUACCCCCGUCACGUCUGUGUCCGAGGCACCAGACUCGGAAGGAAACUGGACAAUAACAACACCCCGUGGAAGUAUCCGUGCGAAGCAGAUUGUCUUCGCAACAAAUGGUUACACUGCAGCUAUUGCUUCGCAAUUUCACGAGAAAAUCGUACCCGUUCGCGGAAUUUGCAGUCGCAUCGUAGUUCCCAGCACCUCACCGCAACUUUUGGAUCACACAUACAGCAUCCGUUACAUGAAAGCACAGUACGAUUAUCUGAUCCAACGACCUGACAGAUCGAUCAUCGUGGGCGGUGCGAAGCAGCCUUUUUGGCAUGAUAAGACGCACUGGUACGGUGUAGUUGAUGAUAGCAAGCUGAUCGAGCCAGCUUCUGGAUAUUUCGAUGGCUUGAUGCAGCGACACUUCGUGGGCUGGGAAGGCUCAGGUGCCUACACUGAGAUGCCCGGAAAGCCGGGGCAAUUCAUCAAUGCUGGGUUCAGUGGCCACGGCAUGCCCAUCAUUUAUCUUGCUUCGAAGGCGCUGGCGACUGUUAUGAAGGGCAGGAAGUUGGGAGACAAAGAUUUGCCGUCUAUCUUCAAGCCAACCUGGGAAAGGCUGGAAAGCAAGAAGAAUGAAAUUCUUGGCAUAUAA